Vigna unguiculata (cowpea) is the source of this 1070-nucleotide messenger RNA. RefSeq names its product bacterial hemolysin-like protein. The record is from RefSeq and is a predicted model, not a curated record. Lineage: Eukaryota; Viridiplantae; Streptophyta; Magnoliopsida; Fabales; Fabaceae. Gene Ontology annotation, molecular function: RNA binding; methyltransferase activity. Gene Ontology annotation, biological process: methylation.
CUUUAGUGAGAUGGGACAGAGCUCAGAUAACAACUUCUUUCAGGAGCUAUGCUACUGUAAAAUCAGGAAAGGUUGUACAAGUGAAGAAGAAAAAGCGGCUGGAUGAAAUAUGUCUUGAAAAAUAUCAGCAAUACAGUAGAUCUAUCAUCCAAUCAUGGAUUUUGCAAGGCAAAGUGUAUGUGGAUGGAAAGGUGAUAAUAAAGCUGGUACCCCUGUACCUGAAAAGGCUAUUGUGGAGAUAAUAGCUGAUGUUCCCAAAUAUGUAUGUAGAGCUGGGCAUAAGUUGGAAGCUGCCAUCGAACAGCUUGGUGUUGAUGUUACUGGUAAAGUAGCCCUUGAUUCUGGGCUUUCAACUGGAGGAUUUACUGAUUGCUUACUUCAGUAUGGUGCAUCACAUGUUUAUGGUGUUGACGUAGGUUAUGGACAGGUAGCUGACAAAAUUCGAAGAGAUGAACGUGUAUCAGUGAUAGAACGGACAAAUUUAAGAUAUCUUACUGAACUCCCACAAAAUGUUGAUUUGGUGACUUUAGACCUCUCAUUCAUCUCUAUUCUCUUGGUCAUGCCUGCUGUGGUGAAUGUCAUGAAGGAAAAUGCAGCAUUAGUGACUUUGGUUAAACCACAAUUUGAAGCUCGUAGAUCUCAAGUAGGAAAAGGAGGGAUAGUUAAAGAUCCCAUUGUUCAUCAAGAGGUCCUUGAGAGGAUUAUAACGGGAGUAGAGAAUUUUGGUUUCUGUUGUAAAGGUUCGAUUGAGUCUCCUCUGAAAGGUGCUGAGGGUAAUACAGAAUUCCUUGUUCACUUCAACAGAAUCCAAAGUAAAGCUUCUGAAGAUAAAGGACCUGAAGAUAUGGAGUAAAUUAUAGAAUUUCAUUCUUAAAUGCAUCUUUUUAACCUUAGGAAAAGAUUGUCAUUUUGGAAGAUGUGACAUGCAGGUGAGAUGUAUUCUUGUAUAGUGACGAGUAGUUGCGCCAUUGAAUGAUAAUGGUAAAAUUUUGUAUCAAACCAUGGAAAGAAAUUACUGACGAUUAUUGAAUGUGGUGGAUAAUAUAAACAUGGUGUCUUUAGCAUGGAAA